Molecule: messenger RNA, 3386 nt
Organism: Pseudophryne corroboree (corroboree frog)
Lineage: Eukaryota; Metazoa; Chordata; Amphibia; Anura; Myobatrachidae
Gene: TPD52
Product: tumor protein D52
Exons: 7
Coding region: 243-776 (177 amino acids)
Biological process (GO): B cell differentiation
Cellular component (GO): cytoplasm
Source: RefSeq, a predicted model, not a curated record
UAAAAAAAAAAAAAAAAGGGAAGGUAGGGACUGGUGGCUAGACGUGCUCGGUCUGCCCGGGAUAGCCAGAGGGGCGGGGUGCGGCAGGCAGCAGGGAGAGCACUAUAGCAGCAGCAGAGCACAGGGAGGGCUGAGUGCAGUGUGCGCCGCUGCCCGUGACAUUAGCAGAGACCAUGGAUAGCGCCGAGCAAGUGUUGAUGUUCUAAAAGCUCUAUGUGGAGGACCAAGACUAUCCCAGUAGAAUGGAGACUACAGAUUUGCUGAAACCUGAAUUUGUACCAGAGGGAGAAGAUGCAGUGGCUACUGCUGUGGACGCCUUAACGGAGGAGGAACAGGAAUUCCUAAGGAAAGAACUUGAGAAGGUAGAAGAAGAGAUAGAAACCCUGAAUCAAGUGCUAGCGGCGAAGGAGAGGCAUCUAGCAGAGAUUAAAAGGAAGCUUGGGGUAACCACAUUGACUGAACUGAAGCAAAAUAUUUCCAAAGGACUGCAAGAUGUGGCCGCCACCAACAUGUACAGGAAGACAUCAGAAACUCUGUCCAAUGCAGGGCAGAAAGCCUCCGCUGCCAUUUCCACGGUUGGGUCAGUCAUUACAAAAAAGUUGGUGGAUGUAAAAAAUUCUCCCACUUACAAGUCCUUUGAAGAGAAAGUGGAAAACUUGAAGUCAAAAGUCAGUGGCAGCAAACAGCCAGCUGGAGACUUUGGAGAAGUUCUGACCUCUGCUGCCAACGCCAGUGCUACAGAAGACCUAUCAGAAAAGGAUCUCGAAACCCAGUGAAAUCACCAUUGUAUUCAGCCAACACUGAAAGAUGCUGCAAGAAAAUUUAAAGCACACCCAGAGCGCCCUCUUGUGUUCUCAUUGGACAUUUUCCAUGUCUUUAGUUCUCUUUGCCUUGUGUUUAACACGUGACACAUAGCCGUUGCCUGUUCUCAGUGGAUAUAUAAGUAUUUUGUGGGCUAAGCCAAGAUUUAUCCUGUUGAGUCACCAGGGAUGAGUGACCCUACUGGGGCAUGCCUCCAUUGCGUAUAGGUGAUGGGUGCACUUUAACCUUAGCUAGUGACCUAUUCUGCACUAAAUGGGUUGAAUAGCCUGUUCUAUGUUUAUCUAGUUGUCCCAAUAAUGUGUGGUGGGUGGAAAGAGGGAUUUUUAUGCUUAAUACACAUUACUCCUUUACUACUGCCAAAAAUGUGUUACACUGGAUUGUUAUGUUAUUGUGUAGACUCUUAUGAAAAGUGUACUAAAUAUGUGCUGUAAUAACUGCACAUAUCUGUACGUCUCUCAGCUCCGUUAUCCUGCAUAUCCUCACGCUCAGCGGACAUUACUGGCACUAUGAAAUCUACAGCUGCUGUACUGUAGUAUGGUGAAAUGUUGACUCAAAAAAAAAUAAAAAAAAUAAAAAAAUAUAUAUAUAAAUAUGCGAAAGGGGGAGAAGAACUAGCGCCUUAUGGUGUAGUAUGAUUUUACAGAGUGCGUUUCGACACACACAUAAAAGUAGUUUGCGUACCAGAUAGGCUUUGAUACAAGCCACUAUCACUUUCCACUCGGGCUGUUUAUCACCAUCCUCCGGGGUUUGUUGGGAUUCGGCCAAUCGGGGUCCAGAUGUUGGACUUCUGACUGUUGGGAUCCAGACGGCAGAGAUCUGUAGUGUUCCGGAACCAAGAAUAUGCCCAGCUGCAGCAGCUCUUCCCUUGCUGUCUUAACCUUUUGCACUUCUAAUCAGCACUGCAGUCAGAGGUCUGACUCUGUUCAGUCUCCUCUUCCCUUCUAGUCCGACUGGUGUCCGUCUCUCCUUCAGCAGCAGCCGGCACUCACAUACUUGGGUCAACUUACCCAGGUGCCAGAAUUCAAAAAAAAUCAGACGUCCCUAAAUUAAACGACACUCAGAGGCAACAACGUGUCAACGUUUCGGGGCUUAACGCCCUGUGGUCAGGACCAAACACUUACACUGUUGCUGUACAAUAGGGUUUACACCAGAGGUUCUCAAACUCUGUCCUCGGGGGCCCACACAGUGCAUGUUUUGCAGGUCUCCUCACAGAAUCGCAAGUGAAAUAAUUAGCUCCACCUGUGGACCUUUUAAAAUGUGUCAGUGAGAAAAUUAAUACACCUGUGCACCUGCUGGGUUACCUGCAAAACAUGCACUGUGUGGGCUCCCGAGGACCGAGUUUGAGAACCUCUGGUUUACACUAUUGCUGUUCAGUCCGUACGACGGGGCUUUAAGCCCAGAAACGUUGACUUACUGAAUUAUACACCUGUUGCACAUUGUUUACUCUGAGUGCCGCUUAUUUUAUGUACGUGUGUGUGUAUGUGUGUGUGUGUGUGUGUGUAUAUAUAUAUAUAUAUAUAUAUAUAACCUCUAAUAGGUGCGACGCUCUCAGAGUGAAUAAUACCACUCUCACAGCGGCAUGUACCCUGAGAGUGCCGCACCUAUUGGAAGUUAAGUGACAUGUAUUGUGGGGGCACCCAGGUCAGUAAAGACUGUUUGAGGGGUGCCGUACACCAAUACAUAAAUGUUUUUUUUCCAUGUUCACUUUUUGGCUUCUGCUUUGACCCCACAUGUGUAGAAUAUGCAAGGGAGAUUUGUAGGAGAAAAGAUGGUACACGUUUGAGCAUAAUCUGCAGUAAGACGUCUCCUGUCCUUCUCUGCUUCUCUUCUAAUACAAUUCAAGUAUACUGGUUACAGUAGUUUGCCCAAGAUCAGUGGAGUCACUGGACCCCAAACAGCAUCGAGCCUGGAUGCAUAAACGUGGGGGAGAGAGCAGGUAUCGCAUGUCCAUUAUCCUAGAGACUACAGCUCAUCCGUUCCCGAGGAUAGAGCAGUGUCAUUAUUCUUAUUGAUCCCUGAAUCUGUGCACUCAUUACUAUUGCUUCAGCCCACACAAGGACUGUCCCUGAUAACGAUUUGGUUCACUCAAUAAAACAUCUCCUACAACUUUGCUUUCUGUGUUUGGUUUCCUCCUGGUUUUAUCUGCUAAAAAAGAAUCACUGCCAAGAUGGAAAGAAACCAGGUAAGGCAUUGCAGGAUGAUAUGUACAAGUACCGUUAUUUACAGGUGGAAUCCUCUCUAUACUAUGGCUUGCUGGUAUAACUGGUUGUGUAAUAAUUUGGUCACUGCAAUGUAACAUGUACGCUACUUUACAUGUGCUGCAGUAAUGACUGUUGUGAAGAGGUUUAAUUGACAAGUUUUCUUAUAUGGUUUAUUGUACUUGUUUUGUUUUUCCAAGUUCUGUAGUUGUGCAUGCGAUCCCCACAUCAAAUAGGAAUUCAAAUAGGUUAUUUCUUUUUAUUGGGGUAAGGAAGGUUUAUUUGAGGCUUGUUUUCACAACCAAACUAUGUUUUAUAAAACUUGCCAGUUUAAUAAAAAUCAAAAUAAAAUGUUCUGAUAAAUUA